Exophiala xenobiotica is the source of this 2290-nucleotide messenger RNA. RefSeq lists its product as uncharacterized. Lineage: Eukaryota; Fungi; Ascomycota; Eurotiomycetes; Chaetothyriales; Herpotrichiellaceae. The transcript has a single exon. Gene Ontology annotation, biological process: protein linear polyubiquitination; proteasome-mediated ubiquitin-dependent protein catabolic process. The record is from RefSeq and is a predicted model, not a curated record. Bases 174 to 2129 code for a protein of 651 amino acids. Gene Ontology annotation, molecular function: ubiquitin-protein transferase activity; zinc ion binding; ubiquitin binding. Gene Ontology annotation, cellular component: LUBAC complex.
UGGCUGGUUCAAUCUUUUCCUGGCUCCUUCACCGUCUCCGCUUCUAUUGUCACCUUCACUCCCGCCGAUCUACUGCAUCAGCACCUGCCUUCCAUGCCACCAGCUCUCAACCUACAACCACCACCGCCCAUCGAUAUAGCGAUACUAGCGAUUCAUUCCUCCUCCUAGCAACAAUGGCCGGCCAGGGACCGACCUCACUUGCCAUCGAAGGUGUAAUCUUUGAUCCUACCACUUCUCUCGGAGACUUCGAACGCCAAUUUGCCGGGGCAGAAGGCUACCUUGGAGCCAGAAUAUCAAACACCCGCAAUGACAGCAUCGGAAGGAUCCUACAAGACUUUGUGUUCGAAUUUUCAACAGCCUCAGAAGCCGCCAAUGCCCUUCAAGCCAAGCCUAAUCUCAUGGUCAACACCCGAUCUUACCCUAUCGUACCACAUGGCGGUGAUUUUGGGGACCCUCAAUAUCACAUCGGAGACGACGAACAACCAUCUGUCGUGCGUUCCAAGAAACGGGCGAAGAAAGACGAAACAUCUGGAAAGCUGCAAUGCAAAAUCUGCUUCACUGAUCUAGAGGAUGCCUAUUCUGUUCCAUGUCGACGAUGCAAGGCUCCUCGAUGUCACGACUGCUUGGAACGUGAUUUCAAAGUCUCCAUGACGGACAUGGAUAGGAUGCCGGUCAGAUGCUGCACUACAGUUAUGCACCACGAAGUCGCCAAAGGCAUCCUCACCGCAGCUGAAAUUGAAGCGUACAAAUCCAGAUUUGACGAGAUGAACACCAUCGACCCACUCUACUGCCCCGUGCCGACGUGCUCUACCUUCAUUCCUCCUCGCAUGUUUAGCCAAGACGACUCCGAGGUGACUUGCCUUGUUUGUGACACUCGGAUUUGUACAAAGUGCAAGCAACUUGCCACCCCGGAACACACUUGCUCAGAGAACCAUGAACGUCAAUUUAUACUCAAGACAUUUGAAUACAAGACCUGUCCAAAGUGUGGGACUGGAGUGGCAAAGAUGUACGGUUGUCCGCAUGUGCGCUGUCCGUGUACGGCACAUUGGUGUUGGGACUGUGAGCGACCCAUGAACGCAUGCUAUCAAAAGCCUUGCCAGGCCUCUCGAGACGGUGGUAUACAUUCAGAUGGUGGAGAUGAGGAUGAGGAUGACUCCGAAAACGAGGCCGCCAAUUCUCAAGAAGAGCAAGGAGGAAAUGAGGCUACAUCUUCAGGACCAAAUCCUGCACCAGAGCAACAAACCAGGGCAAUUGUUGUUUCCCCAGUCUCAAACAACGCAAAUCAUGAGAGAAAUGUCAUUGAUGACGUCUCGACAGAACGGCAGAGCGCUCCAGUACCUGCCGUUGACGCUCAGACAGGCAUCAUUAUAGAUGUCAGCAAUAUGCUUACAAGGCCAACUUCCGAUGGAAACCCAGGCUUCUCCGCCCUACUGACUGCUAUAGCGAUGCAAACCUCCGAGGAUCGAACAGUCAACGGAGAAGUCACGACACCGGGUGAUGCUCAGAUGGUGGAGACGGAGGCUUCUCGCAAUUCCACGAUCCAAUUGAACACCGUCGCGGCCAGUGAUCCGGAGAUCCUUACCGCCGACUCGAACGAAAUACAGGCUCCUGACACCCAGGUCAAUGGAACGGGCACACAGGAAGAAAGUACCGACCCCACGGGAGCACACGAUGCCACCACACAUAUAGAGGCACCCAUCACGGACCAGCCUGUGAAUUUGGAUGACCUUUGGAAGUAUGACUGGGAAGCUAUGUCUCUUGAUUUUGGAGAAGAGCCCACAGACGAGACCUGGGACGUCUGGGGAUGCCGACAUCGGUUUACCAACUUCACAGCAGCGGCAAUCCCCAAAUUUUGGAUCGUUGAUGUUGAUCCUACCAAAGCUGAAAACAUUGAGGUUGAAUGUAUGGCAUGCUUUAGGAAGACGAAGGUCUGGGACUCCAAGUCCGCUAUGAAGGAGAAAUUGGAAUCGGGGAAGGCUUCUUCUGGUGGCGAAGCGUCCGAUAUCAAAGUUAGAAAGUCGGAGUGCUCGUUUGAGUGUAAGUUGUGCGGAGUCAUUUACUGUGGCUCCUGCAAGAAUGCGGCAAGAAAGCGAAUCAAGAAGGAGCGAAAUGCCGCGGACAUGGUUUGAGAGAGACGAAGUUGAAUGUACGACAAUCCACCACCGGCUGAGGAGGGUUUACCAGAAAGAGUCACUCAGUUCAUCGAGUCGUGUUGGUGUCAUGGAUGCGGUGCGUCACGGUGGCUGGUCCUGGAGUUUGUGCCUUGUAGCGCCCGUCCAUCGAAAGCUAG